Messenger RNA from Ceutorhynchus assimilis (cabbage seed weevil), 852 nucleotides. Lineage: Eukaryota; Metazoa; Arthropoda; Insecta; Coleoptera; Curculionidae. The record is from the annotation of a GenBank genome assembly.
GUGAACCGAUGUAAACGAUUCACCUUUUUUACCCCCCUCUUAUAGCGUCGCCGGUACUACCGUUAGGAACGUCCACCAGGUCACUUGUAUUCGUACUCAUUUUCCAUCCGGGUACCACUUCAAAAUCAACGAUGGAAAUUUUUUUAAUGUUGUACGCCGUUUUUGUAACUAUUUUGUUGCUUUUUUACGUGUUUUUCGAUGUGAAUUACUUCAUAAGGAUUGCUGCUACCAUUCUGUGGGGGCGAGUAUUUGAUAAAACUAAAAAUGUUGAUGAACAAACCGAGAUUUAUGGCAUUUGUACAACGCAAGACGUCGACAUUUUUUUCAAACACAUGAACAAUGCGCGUUUCGUCAGAGAUUUGGAUUUUGCCCGUUUCCAUUUCUACGACAAAACCGGCAUCUACGCGGAAAUUGUUAAAGCUAAAGGACACGUGCUUCAAACCGCUUCCAAUAUCCGAUAUAGACGGACUAUACCUUUGAUGAGGUCUUACAAAAUUACCACAAAGAUCGUUUUCUGGGACGAGAAAACGCUAUUCAUCGAACAUCAGUUCAUCACUUUAGCUGAUAAUUUUAUUAGUGCGGUGGUACUGAGCAAACAAAGUACCAUUGGAUUGGACGUACCGAAAAUAAUGAGCAAGUUGAACGGUAAAGAUGUUUCUUACAGGCCCACUCCUCCUCCCGAACUCGAAGACUGGCUCAAAUCGAAUGAAAAGUCCAGCAAGAGAUUGAGAAUGAAGAAGUCUGACUAAGGAACAUCUAUAAUUUAUGUUUAAGCAGUAAAAAUAAGUCCAAAAUUGACUUGCCAUUUAAAACCCCUAUAUAGAGGCUAAUAAAUAUUUAUUUCACCAAGCA